UACGUCGAUCGUUUCUGUCAAGCCUUGCCGGCGAUGAAAUAAUUUUUAUUUAUUUUCUAAGAAGAAAGUUAAAGACAUCCCGGAAACAAUUUGGCAAUAUAGUAGAAUUAUACUAGUUCUACUUUUAAAAUGUACUUUCGUGCAUUUUUAUUAGUAAGCAUCCUAGCAGUAGGCAAUGCCAACAGUCUGCAAGGCACGAUCGACGUGAAGCGGCUGGAGGGCAUCCUGCAGGAGAACCUGAAGAGCAAGGACCUUGGCUCCCUGUACUACGCUGUGAAGGGCCUCAAGCAGCUCAAUGCUAAAAUCCCUAACAUCUGUGAGGACUUAAAAACCAUAAAGUACGACCUCAAGAACAUUGAGCAAGUGUACUACCUGACCAACGCCGCAGCCCUCUCCAACUGUCUCAACUCGCUAAAGCCCGAGGUCCUGAGCGCCCCCGCCCAGACCCUGGACAAGAAAGAUGCCACCAUCCCUGAGCUGUACUAUGCUGUGUACUCGCUGAAGGCUCUUGGGAAGGGCUCAGUGUAUGACAAGGAGGAUGGGCUUAAGAAUCUCAUUCAGUUGCUGAAAAAGGAUGAUUCUCCAGCUAACUAUGGCUAUGUGUUUGGUCUCUGCGAGUACAUGGGCUGCCUGGCAUGGAACGCGCAGCACGCUGAGGGCGUGCUCCUGGCGGCCGAUGAGAGCGACGCCAAGGCCCUGCACUUCGAGGGAGGCCUGCCCGUCACUUCUCUAGUACUCUCCACUGUGCUCAGAACAUACAAGUCUCUGUCGAAGCCAUCUCCUUUGACGGAGGAACAGAAGCUGAAGUUCGCCACGUACCUGGUGUCGCGGCGCUCCGUCAACACGGCGCGAGGAGCUGCUCUGCUGCUGGAGGCUGCCCAGGCCCUCGCUGAUGACCAGCCCUCACCGAUCUCCAUCGCCAUCAAAGGCAAGAAGUACGUCUCGUCGGAGUCGGAGUCCAUCGAGAUCGCCAUCACGGACCUGCUCGGGCGCGCCGUCGCGGGCCUGAAGGCCGACAAGGUGCUCGCGCAGUCCGGCACCCGCCUCGCCGACGACGUCGUCGUGCUCUCCAAGCAACCCCUAACACAGAAGCCUAACGAUCCUACAACUUUUGUUCUAAAUCUGAGUAAAAUCAAAGCUCAAUAUGGGUUGUACAAGAUAGCCUUAAGUGCGGAUAGCAAGACGGCUAGUGUGAAUGUAGCGGUGCUGGGAGAGAUACAAGUGGGUAGUGUGGAGGUGGGCAUCGGGGAUGUGGACGGAACGACCAGCCCCAAGUUGACGACGGUGGCUUACCCGAACAAACUGGCUGAGAAGCUGCAGGCUGACCAUAUGCAGAAGGUGACCCUGAAGCUGACGGUGAAGGACAAGUACGGAGCCGCCGUGCUGGUGCAGCAAGCCUUCGUGCGCGUGGCGCCCGCCGCCGCCGCCGGGGAGCUGGAGGCCAUCUUCGUGGCGGAGCCCGACAACGCCAAGGCCUACAAAGUUGAUCUGAAUGUCGGUGCCAUUUCCAAGCACUUGAAGCACCGCUCGGGCGCGUACUCGCUCACGCUGUUCCUCGGCGACAGCGCGGCGGCGGCGCCCGUGGCCUGGCACCUCGGCGACGUGCACUUCAACUUCGGACACGAGCUCGCUUUACCUGCGACGCCAGCGCCGGCAGCCCGCGGGCCGCUCCCCGAGAUCGCGCACUCGUUCCGCGCGGCCGAGCCCCGCCCCCCGCGCCUCGUGUCCGACGUGUUCGCGGUGGCGUGCGCGGCUCCACUCCUGCUGCUGCUCGUGUUGUGGGCCAAGCUGCGGGUCAACCUCUCCUACAUGCCGUUCACGCUCAGCAUGCCGCUCUUCCAUCUAGGAUUAGGAGGUUCCCUGGCGCUGUACGGCGUGCUGUGGCUGCAGCUGUCCAUGUUCGAGACGGCGCGCUACCUGCUGCCGCUGGCCGCGCUCACGUUCCUCGCGGGCCACCGCCUGCUGCGCCGCCUCGUGCUCGCCAAGCACUAGCGCGCCGUGCUGCCGCAUCACACACGUCGACGUCACGCCACACAAAUCUAUGGAAAUUCCUUUACAAAAAAUGUAGCAUACGCUAAAUUCGGUGACGAUUCGGUGCGACCGACCCUAAACCUGUGACACUUGAGAAUAACGAGAUACUACCACGGAAGGCUCCCUGAGUACCUCGAGUUGUAACCGUUCACGGAGCCUAAUAAUAUCAACAAAAUGGAAGUCUAUGCGACGGUUAUUCAAUAUUACCUGCCUUAUCAACAUCGAGAACGCCAAAAACGAUCAAGCGUUUCAUAGGCAGAUUCUAAAACUAGAAACUGUCUAGUUUAUCUUCUAAAUAUUAAUAUUAGUAAUAUUGAGUAGCAAUAUGUGAAAUGAGGUGAUUUUUAAUAAGAUUCAGUGCGACCGUGCAUUGUUUACUGAAACUGAAUAGACUGCUAGACCUCAACUAAUAAUAGGAAAAUAAAUGCAUGGAACUACUGAAUUUAUUACAUCGGAAGUGAUAUUUAUAAACAUUAUCUGAGCAUUUCUUUUUUUGCCAUUAUUUUAAUUUUGAUUUUUAUAGAGUUUUAAGUCAAUUGUACUCAGAAUCACGAGUACUUUGGGAGCCAUCUCAAUGGAAGACAAAAAGUGUCCCAGAAUUUC
Leguminivora glycinivorella is the source of this 2634-nucleotide messenger RNA. RefSeq names its product dolichyl-diphosphooligosaccharide--protein glycosyltransferase subunit 2 (gene OstDelta). NCBI's taxonomy places the organism in Eukaryota, Metazoa, Arthropoda, Insecta, Lepidoptera, Tortricidae. The transcript is spliced from 10 exons. Gene Ontology annotation, biological process: protein N-linked glycosylation. The record is from RefSeq and is a predicted model, not a curated record. The coding region runs from base 130 to 1992 and encodes 620 amino acids. Gene Ontology annotation, cellular component: oligosaccharyltransferase complex; membrane.